AUGGAUCGACACAAUUGCCAUCUCGGGGCAGCUCGGCAUCGCCGUGUCCCCUCUACACCACCACAGAUGGCGCAAUCUGCCGAGAAAAAAACCCCGAAGCCUGAUCCACCCAAGCCCAAGAGACCCAAGAAACGCAAGCAACCCAGCAGCGGUCAAAUUGCCGAGGAGUUUAUCAUAAGCACGCUAGAGAAAGGCAUCGAGGGCUUGAGAAGAGAAUUCAACCGGAACCCUCGCAUCUACGAUACGGCCAAGUGCACGGUAAGCUGCCGCAAUCCGACGUUGAACAGAUACAAGGAUAUCGGUUGCCACGAUUACAAUCGCGUGCACGUUGUCGGCGCCAACCCCGACGAGUACAUCCACGCGAACUACGUGGGCAUCGAGGAGAACCCGAAGUGCUUUAUCUGCACCCAAGGGCCGAUGGAGACGACGUGCGCCGACUUCUGGAUGAUGGUCAUCCAGCAGAAAGCCUGGGUUUGCGUGGUCUUAAGUGGCAGGGCCGCUGUA
Messenger RNA from Mesorhabditis spiculigera, 504 nucleotides. NCBI's taxonomy places the organism in Eukaryota, Metazoa, Nematoda, Chromadorea, Rhabditida, Rhabditidae. The record is from the annotation of a GenBank genome assembly.